This is a messenger RNA of Zeugodacus cucurbitae (melon fly), 1244 nucleotides long. RefSeq names its product phospholipase A1. Gene Ontology annotation, molecular function: lipase activity. The transcript is spliced from 3 exons. Bases 122 to 1159 code for a protein of 345 amino acids. The record is from RefSeq and is a predicted model, not a curated record. NCBI's taxonomy places the organism in Eukaryota, Metazoa, Arthropoda, Insecta, Diptera, Tephritidae. Gene Ontology annotation, biological process: lipid metabolic process.
AUAAGUUAAUGACUAUUAUCUAUUUAUUAUUCUAUUAUCUGAUGUACUCGUACCUGUAACUGAGUAUAUAAACCGUAUUCCUUUCGCCAAAAGACCAGUAGUAGUAUAAUAAACUUUUGCAAUGAAAGCGUUGGUGAUUUUGGCAUUUUGCGUUCUAGCAGUCGUUGCCGUUCCCGUUCCUGAGGAGGAACAUGUUAGCGGAGAGAAUGGUUGGUAUGUUCCACAAGUUGAUGGUUCGCUAGUUUGGGUCCCACUCGAAGAGGGUGAACAAAUGUUAGAUGAACUGGAGAAACAAGAAGAAAUGCAAAGUCGUCUGUUACCGGUGCCAGUGACUUUCUACUUGUACACCAAUAGAAACCCGUCCAAAGGACAAAAGAUUACAGAAAGCACCAAAUCCAUUAACAAUUCCGAUUUCGAUGCUAAGAAUCCAACGAGGUUCGUAAUUCAUGGCUGGACUCAGAGCUACAAAGCCGGUAUGAAUAAGGAUAUUCGUGCUGCUUGGUUGGGACGUGGCAAAUACAAUGUGAUCGUUGUGGAUUGGGACCGCGCACGUUCGGUUGAUUAUGCCUCGUCCGUUGUUGCUGUGCCAAAGGUAGGCAAAAAGGUUGCCAGCAUGAUUAACUAUUUGGUUGAUCAAUUCGGUAUGAGUUUGGAUGAAACCGAAGUGAUCGGUCACAGUUUGGGUGCUCAUGUUGCCGGCUAUGCUGGUAAGAACAUUAAAAAUGGCUUACUUCACGCCAUAGUUGGUUUGGACCCCGCUCUACCACUAUUCAGUUACAACAAACCCGACAAACGUUUGAGUGCCAACGAUGCUCAUUAUGUCGAAUCCAUCCAGACCAACGGCGGUGAAUUGGGUUUCCUCAAACCAAUUGGUAAAGGCGCUUUCUACCCCAAUGGUGGUAAGAGUCAACCUGGUUGUCCUUUGGAUGUAACUGGUGCCUGCAGUCAUGCUCGGUCUUGUGCUUACUAUGCCGAGUCUGUGGCUCGUGAUGACUUCCCCAGCAUGCGUUGUGGUGAUUACCAGGAAGCAGUAAAGGAUAAAUGUGGCAGCUCUUACAGUGGUGUGAAAAUGGGUGCAGUGACCAAUGCUUAUAUGGUGUCUGGUGAAUAUUAUGUGCCCGUACAUAGCUCUUCGCCUUAUGGUUUCGGCUACCCUUAAAUACGUGAUGUUUUUAUACUAUAUAUACCGAAUUUUUUAUACAGAAAGACUAAUAAAUGAAAAUAAUAUUUACUCGUCUAUAGAA